AGUGGGAGCAGGGAGCAGCAGCGGAAGUAGCAGUUCCAGAAACUUCGUCGCCGUUCUUCUAUGGAACGGUUUCAUCAGUUCCUGGUAUCUGUUCCAGUUAUCGAGAUAGUAUCAUGCGGUCGGAAAUACGCUCAAUCUUACCUGUUAGGAACUGUAUGAGUGACUACAGUUACUAUAUCAGUUACUAUAUAGUAACUGUGGGAGAGACUAAAUAUUGGCUGUGCAAAUAUUUGUGAAAAUACUCAAUAAAGAUAAAAAUAUAAUUGAAAGACAUUAAACCUUUGUGGCUCAAGUAUAGGAGUGAGUUGUCUAUAUGAAAUAGAGAUAUAAGAAUGGGGUUUACCUACAAGAAGUGGAGAAUUUCACAUGUAAUGAGGUAGAAAAAUUUUGUAUGAAGGAUUGCAGUUUAUAAAGGAUUUUAGUGAGGUCCACAUAAUAAUGACAGUUUUGGAUUAACAUUUGUGGUGCUAUCCUUGUCUAUCGUUCGUUAAAGGAGUAGCACUACCCUUGUUCAGCGUCGCAAAGUUGCCAGAUCGUCUUUAAACGAUGUAGAAAUAUAAUUAACAGAAUUUAUUCCUGGAUAGUUAAGAAUAAGAAUGAUUUUUAUUCCUUUAGUGCAUACAAACAAUGCUAUCGGAAACGUCAGCAGUUGUUGAAAGAUAUAUCUUGUAGAAUAGAAUAUAGUUGAUUAUUCUCAACCAGUUUGAACAGUUGAUAUCACAUCAGAUAUACCGGUAUCAGGUAUCCUCCAUAGAAGGCAGUGCAAAGGCAGAGAAUCGGCUAUGCUGUU
This is a messenger RNA of Nilaparvata lugens (brown planthopper), 790 nucleotides long. RefSeq lists its product as uncharacterized. Lineage: Eukaryota; Metazoa; Arthropoda; Insecta; Hemiptera; Delphacidae. The record is from RefSeq and is a predicted model, not a curated record.